This is a messenger RNA of Leptosia nina, 915 nucleotides long. NCBI's taxonomy places the organism in Eukaryota, Metazoa, Arthropoda, Insecta, Lepidoptera, Pieridae. The record is from the annotation of a GenBank genome assembly.
AUGGCUUCGAAUUUAUUUAAGACUAUAAUUCAUCUUUUGAUCGUAAAUGAGGUUCUCUCCACUUACAUGUAUCAAUAUCCAGCAAACCAGUUCUACCAACCUGCAUAUUCAUCAGCUUACCCAAAAACGCUGCAGCAACCGUAUCCAGAGUCAUACCCUUACCAGCAAUAUAAUCAAGCGAUAGCAAGUUUCGUAUAUCCGCAACCAGCAAAAAGAACCGUCUAUCCAACUCAUGGCCCAAAUUAUCCGAAGCAAACAUUCGCUAAUCCAAACCAAGAACUAAAAGCAUUCGCUUAUCCGAAUCUAGAAUCGAAAUCUACAUCCUAUCCGAAUCAGGAACUGAAAACAUUCGCUUAUCCGAACCAAGAAUCGAAAUCUACAUUUAGCUAUCCGAACCAAGAAUUACUCACCGCUGAAGUUGCAAAUCCGAACUCCGUACAUCCAAACGUGGAAUCGAAAAGCAAGACUGAUGAUGCAUCACCAAAGGAAAAACGUAAGCCUGCUUUUGAUCCAAAUGUCUUGAACAAUCUGGCAAUCGCUUUACAGUUGCUGAUAGUCAGCAACAUUAUCAGCAAUCCGCCAGAUGCUACUGACACUGGUAAAUUACCUGAAAAACUCGAUAGCUUUAAGCAAGAGUACACAGAAAAGACUCCAUUUCAAACACUGUUCGAAGCGAAUACAAUGGAGUUGCACAGGGCGUUGCCAAACGCCAAGUUUCUUGGUGAAACUGACAUGAUGAAUAACUGCUACCCAAAAUCCCUCCCAGCGAGGGCUGGUGGAUUAAAGUCACCGUACGAAGCGAUAAAUUCUAAUCCAUUUGAAGCGCCAGCGUUCUCGAAUAACGAAUUUCAAAAUCCAUACUCUGCUAUGAUCACGUUUGAUAAUAAUAAAGAAUUGUUUUCAGACUUAUUUUAA